AUGGCUCUGGCACCGCUACUCAUUUCACUCUACGUGUCAGUUUCGUAUGUUGCUGCAAUCCAUUUGUGGUCCAAGAAGGUGACCGACUACAAAAUACGGCGCGAUGAUCCUAAGGUGAUUAAAACGAGAAUGCGCCGCGUGGUUUUGGCGACUGUCGUGAAUUUGGCACUUGUCCCAUUUUUGAACUCGCAGUUCUCGACACGAGGCACAUCUUUCAAAGAGGGCGUCUUGGAGUUGGGACUGAUUCCUGGUGUGUACAGCGGAACUAAUGUUGUGUUCGACUUCCACUCUUUUCUCGUGGACAGUGGGUGUGCAUUCAAAUUGGCCUGUAUCUUGUAUUGCGGGCCGCUCCUGGAUAACGUUUUAUACUACGUACUGGUUCCAGGCGUCUCCUUGAGGGAGGCCGUUCAAGACAUCAAAAACGAGCUUUGCGAUAUUUGGGGCGUACGCAACUACGUUUUUGGACCCAUUACAGAGGAAUUGUUCUACACUUCCAUGCUUGUGAACAGCUUUUUGCUCACAUCUCGAGACGACGUGACAUACAGUACUGUGUUACUAUUGCCACCUUUGUUUUUUGGGCUAGCGCAUCUUCACCAUGGAUGGGAAAUGUACACUCUGGGGAUAUACUCGGUGACGCAAGUUGUGUCUACGGCGCUCCUUCAGAUGACAUACACUACUCUUUUUGGGAUAUUCACAAACUUUGUAUACAUCAGAACGGGUAGAAACUUCUGGUGCUGCUGUCUACUGCACUCGUUUGCUAACUACAUGGGACUGCCAAAGAUGUCUGAGCUACGCGACCAACUUGAGGCGCAUCAUCCCUCGCCAACAAGCGCGCUAUUCUGCAAGCUUUGGAAGUGGAGCUACGUGGCGCUGUUGUUCAUCGGAAUCAUAGGUUUCAAGAACAAUUUGUGGGGCUUAACGGAUAGUAAACAUGCAAUUGAGCUGUAG
Molecule: messenger RNA, 948 nt
Organism: Lachancea thermotolerans CBS 6340
Lineage: Eukaryota; Fungi; Ascomycota; Saccharomycetes; Saccharomycetales; Saccharomycetaceae
Gene: RCE1
Product: CAAX prenyl protease
Exons: 1
Coding region: 1-948 (315 amino acids)
Biological process (GO): CAAX-box protein processing
Cellular component (GO): endoplasmic reticulum membrane
Molecular function (GO): metalloendopeptidase activity
Source: RefSeq, a predicted model, not a curated record